Messenger RNA from Tripterygium wilfordii, 1997 nucleotides. RefSeq lists its product as uncharacterized. The transcript has a single exon. The record is from RefSeq and is a predicted model, not a curated record. Lineage: Eukaryota; Viridiplantae; Streptophyta; Magnoliopsida; Celastrales; Celastraceae. Gene Ontology annotation, molecular function: S-adenosylmethionine-dependent methyltransferase activity. Bases 419 to 1780 code for a protein of 453 amino acids.
GGAUUUAAAGCUUCAUACUUCGCUCUCUCUGAAACCCUAGUUCAUUCGUAAAGCAUCUAUCAGCUCUUUGUUAUAUCUUCAUCUUCGAAGAAUUCUUGUUUAUUAGGGGAAUCUGUUGUUCAAAUGCGUUGAGCGAAGAACGGGAAAGGAUGUAACUUUGAAUCUUUGAAAUGAUUGGUUCCAGAUUUGCAAGGAUGAAUUGGUUCGACUCGAAGACAAUAAGGGUUCCGAGAAGGGUGUGGUUAGGGAUUCAAAAAUCAAUGGGGCUCCUCGUGGGUGGAAAUCACACCUCCUCCAGGUUUUGCGCUCGCUAAUUCUUUUCCUUCUCACAGUUUGGCUUAAAUCUCUCUGUUGAAAUAGUUUCAAUUACUCUAUAGACCUUGCAAUCUUCCUAUUCGUGAAUUUGGAGGCCUUGAAAAUGCAUGUCUUUAGUGAGUCUAUAGCGAGGCGUGUGUUCUUACGCGCUUUCAUGCUUGCCUCGGUUAUGUCCAUUGUGCCUCUGGUGCACAUAUUCUCUGGGUCAAAUUUGGGACUGUUCGAUCCAUUGAUCACUCGUGACUGUGCCUUUGAUUUUGGUACGAAUUGGCUUAGGAAUCGAUUGUCGAUACCGAUUCGGGGCUCAUCUGGGUCAGUGCGCUACAUGAAAAAUGCUAAUUUGACCGUUAAUGUGGUCAGAGAGCUAAUGAGAAUGCAAAUGUUGUUGAAUUAUAGUGCGAAAGCUCUCUGUCUCGGAGAAGGAUCAGAAUCCGCAGUUAUGGCAUUUCGGGAUUUGGGAUUCUCUCAUGCUUGUGGGGUUAAUAAGAGCCCCUUCUUCCUGCUUAAGCAUAAGAACUUUGUAUAUGAGCUUGAUGUCGAGCAAAAUUCUUAUGACUUUGUAUUGUUCAAUGACAUGGGCAAGGUUCUGGUUCCUGCAAUACUGGUUCGUGAGAUUGAGCGUGUUCUUAAGCCCGGAGGAAUUGGUGCUGUGCUUGUGGGGGGCAGUGGGUUAAACCCGAAUAGCUUGAUUAGUGCCGCUACCCCAGUUUCAUCAUUAUUGAGAGAUUCCAGUAUUGUGCAUGUUGGUUAUGUAGAUGAGUUGAUUCUGGUUGUGUUCAAGAAGAAAAUUGAAAUUGUUGGUUAUUUUGAGCAAUUUGAACUGCCAGCUGAUUGCCAAUCUAUUAUGAAUAGCAAACCUCUCAUGGACCACUUAGAGCCUCUUGUAGAUGCAAAGCCAGUGGAAUUUGAAAAAAGAAUUGCCUACAUGCCAAAGUUCAUGGAUAUUUCCUAUAAGAAGCGGUUGGUCUAUAUCAACAUUGGAGCAGGGGAGCACCUAAAGUAUGGUGAUGAAAAUUGGUUUUUUCCAUCAUAUCCUGUCCAUCUCAAAGCUUUCAAUUCAUAUUUUGUGGAUCAUAAUACCUCAGUUAUGUUGUCUUAUGUCAAAAGGCCCGGCGUUACAUUUGUUUACUAUCCAGAUCUUGCUGGAAAUAAGGCCACAGCAAAGCCAGAUGCUGUUGAAGAAUUAAAUCCGUAUGUGGAAGAUGGCAGUUUUGAUUUUCUUGCUUGGUUCAAGGAAACAGCGCAGUACGCUGAUUUCAUGGUACUAAAAAUGAAUGCAGGUAAGGUGGAACUCAAAUUUCUAGCUGACCUGUUUAGAAGUGGUGCCAUAUGUUUGGUCGACGAGCUGUUCCUUAGUUGCUCAGAUCAAGUGUAUGGGAAGGGUGCUGUGAAGGGACAAUGCUUGGACCUCUUUAAGGGUCUCAGAAACAUAUCUGUAUUUGUCCAUCAAUGGUGGGGAGACUGAACAGGGACUGCUGUUCAGGGAAUUUUACUUUGAUGUUAUGUCAUUUGAACGUUCUUGCUUGUGUUAUGUAUGUUGUUGUUGAAGUUUCUCCGGUAGGAUGUGUUGAAGACAUCCAGUGCUUUAUAUGGUUGGGCGCUUAGCUAAAUAAGCAACCAUUUGCUUUGUGUUUUGUGUUUCGUUGAAUGAUAAAAAAUUGUCGUGUGUUUGUCUUGUUUAA